Messenger RNA from Aedes albopictus (Asian tiger mosquito), 2910 nucleotides. RefSeq names its product serine/threonine-protein kinase 3 (gene hpo). Bases 494 to 2344 code for a protein of 616 amino acids. Lineage: Eukaryota; Metazoa; Arthropoda; Insecta; Diptera; Culicidae. Gene Ontology annotation, cellular component: cytoplasm. The record is from RefSeq and is a predicted model, not a curated record. Gene Ontology annotation, biological process: regulation of MAPK cascade; intracellular signal transduction; protein phosphorylation. Gene Ontology annotation, molecular function: ATP binding; protein serine/threonine kinase activity. The transcript has 6 exons.
CGGCGAAAAGUGAACUUGGAAGUGCCUGCUUGUUGGGGCUGGAUAACUGUGUGGUCGGUGGUGCUACCCGUGAUUGUCAGUAGGUCGAAGAACACGGACAAGGUCUGUGCGUUGUCUUUAGAAUCAUUUGGCCUGCACUGAUCAUCUCAGCCAGCAGAGUCCCCAAAUAUGCUAUGCUGCGGCCAGACCGAUGAUGAUGGUGUGAUUGUUAUUAUGAUGUUGGUUUGACAGUGGAAUUCCACCAACCAGAAAAUAAGAGAUCUAGUGCUUUUUCGGGGGUUUGUUUUCGUUUCGUCUGUGAAUGUGAACACGAGAAAAAAAAAAAUACGCAACUGGCUCUGGUGCGAAUCGCUCCCGAAUAGAAGACAAAAAAAAACAGUGCGAUAGAAGAGGAGGUAACAGUCGGCUGCAGCGACGACUGUAGUAGUUGAAAGUGUUUUGUUUUUAUCAGCGGUGGCCUCCCCAAAUUAACCGGAAGUGAGCAACGAGAAUUAUGUCUUCCAAAAACGAACUGAAAAAACUUUCCGAGGAAAGUUUAACCCGCCAGCCGGAGGAGGUCUUCGAUAUCAUCUGUAAACUCGGUGAGGGAAGCUAUGGGUCGGUGUACAAAGCGCUCCACAAGGAAAGCGAGCAGGUUCUCGCCAUCAAACAGGUCCCGGUGGACACCGACCUGCAGGAGAUCAUCAAGGAGAUCUCCAUCAUGCAGCAGUGCGACUCGCCGUACGUGGUCAAGUACUACGGAAGCUACUUUAAGAACACAGAUCUCUGGAUCGUGAUGGAGUAUUGCGGGGCGGGCAGCGUUUCCGAUAUCAUGCGGUUGCGUAAGAAGACACUGUCCGAGGACGAGAUCGCCACGAUCCUGAUCGACACGCUGAAGGGCUUGGAGUACCUGCACCUGCGGCGGAAGAUCCAUCGGGACAUCAAGGCGGGAAACAUUCUGCUGAACUCGGAGGGUCACGCCAAGCUGGCCGACUUUGGGGUGGCCGGCCAACUGACGGAUACGAUGGCCAAACGCAACACUGUGAUCGGGACGCCCUUCUGGAUGGCUCCGGAGGUGAUAGAGGAGAUCGGAUACGACUGCGUGGCGGACAUCUGGUCGUUGGGCAUCACGGCCCUGGAGAUGGCCGAAGGUAAACCCCCGUACGGAGAUAUCCAUCCGAUGCGGGCCAUCUUCAUGAUACCGACCAAACCUCCGCCAUCGUUCCGGGAUCCCGACAUCUGGAGUCCGGAGUUUAUCGACUUUGUCAGUUUGUGCCUAGUAAAGAAUCCGGAGGAACGGGCAACGGCCACGGAUUUGUUGACGCAUGAGUUCAUCGGGAACGCAAAACCGUGCAGCAUUCUUAGUCAGAUGAUUGCGGAGGCGAAGGAAAUCAGGGAAAAUCAAAGCUACCGACAGGCGGCGGCCAUCAGUCAGGCCAACAAGCAGCUGCAGAACAACAAUAACAACAAUCACGUGCACGACGGAGGGGACUCCGACGAGGACGAUGUCAACUCGCGGACGAUGAAGGAGUUUCCGGAGGACUGCGGAACGCUAGUUCCCGGUCGGGACGAUGGCGACGGUACGAUGAUAGCGCAUACGGACUGCGGGACGCUCGUUCCGGACAGUGCAACGAUGGUGGAACUGCAGUCGAAUCUCGGCACGAUGGUGAUCAACUCCGACUCGGAGGAGUCGACGAUGAAGAGGCACGACACCAACCCGGACAAACCCAAGUAUCGGCCGCUCUUCCUAGACCACUUCGACAAGAAGGAAGCCGAAGCGGCAAACUUCGUAACGAAAUCGAACAAUCAGCAAAGUUACGACGAUGACAGUGGCUCCUCGCCGGAAGAUCAGGACGCAUCCCCGCAGCGACCACAACCGCAGGUGCAAACACCGACCAAGCAGCAGCAACAGCCCACGGCUCCUCCGCUGACGCAAAGCCUCGACGAGCAGCAGCUGAACGAAGAGCGGCAGCGAUUUCAAUCGCAUCUCCAGCUGCAGCUCAACCAGAUAUCUGCCGUUAGCCCCAAUAUGCAUCAGCAGCAACAACAGGUGCAGUACCAGCAGUCCCCAGUGGCUGUAACUCCCGACGGAGGAGGAGGAGGUGGAGGAGGAGGAGGAGGCGGAGGGGGAAUGGAGGCCCACAAUAGGAUUUACAACAACAGGAUCAAUAUGAUUGAUAGCGAAUAUGAUUCGUUGAAAUUCCUCAACUACGAACAGCUCGAGCAGCGGCUGGCCAGCAUCGACAAGGAGAUGGAGAAGGAACUAGCCGAAACGAACAAGCGCUACCACGCCAAGCGGAAGCCCAUCAUCGACGCCAUCGAGGCCAAACAGCAGAAGCGACAGCAAAAGCACGAGGAAUUUUGAGUUUUCUUUUGGCUACGACCUACGACGAACGCUAGAAAUGAAACGAGGAGUGCUACCCAAGAAUCCCAGAUUUGUAGAAAAGGAAACUAUAGAACUAUAGUAAUCAAUCGCAAAGACGUCGUUUUUAGGAACCUACUGAUGUCGGUUUAGUUGAAAAUUGUUUAAUUUAUAAGAAGAAAAACAGAACUUUAGUGAGCUUUCACCGAAUCAAACCAUAUUGAUUGUAUCGUUUUCAUACUGAGUUUUUCUCCGCUUGGAAAAGAAACCUUUUAGCCCUAGAUGCAUUUAAGGAAAUUUUAGUUUUUUUUUUCUAUUAGGAAGCUGUUUUUAUUUAUACGUAGAAGUUCCGCGACCGACACGGAAGGAAGAAUAUCCUGACUGCCUACAAGCCUGAAAUGCCGAGCGGAAUCAUUUUAGCAAAAGAAAGAAAAAAAACUAAUUAAGUGCUAUUUUAAAAAUGGUGAAGCCAAGUAUGGAUCUUUCGAAUUUAUGAACUAAUAUCUAUUAAAUUUGUAUUACUUCGAACAAGAACAGCCAGAAAACUAGAGAGAGAAAAAAACAAAACA